This is a messenger RNA of Penicillium argentinense, 1347 nucleotides long. Its product is annotated as lipase ROG1 family protein. The record is from RefSeq and is a predicted model, not a curated record. The transcript is spliced from 2 exons. Gene Ontology annotation, molecular function: monoacylglycerol lipase activity. The coding region runs from base 1 to 1347 and encodes 448 amino acids. Lineage: Eukaryota; Fungi; Ascomycota; Eurotiomycetes; Eurotiales; Aspergillaceae.
AUGUCUAACUCGUCUUCGAAAGCUGACCACAUUUGUGUCCUGGUCCAUGGAUUGUGGGGGAACCCAUCUCACCUGGAUCAGGUAGCCUCUGCCUUGAGAGAGCGACAUGGCGAUCAGUUGCACGUCUUUAGUGCCAAGGAAAAUAGCGGGAAUUAUACCUACGACGGCAUCGAGCUGGGCGGCGAACGUUUGGCGCAUGAGAUCGAAGAGACAGUGGACGCCUUAAAAGAACAGGGUCAGGAGAUUAAAAAGUUGAGCGUUGUUGGCUAUUCUCUCGGCGGACUUGUUGCCCGGUAUGCCAUCGGAUUGUUGGAAGCUCAAGGCUGGCUCGACAAAGUGGAAGCUGUCAACUUUACUACGUUUGCCUCGCCCCAUGUAGGAGUCAGAGCUCCCCUCAAGGGCUGGAGAGGAAAAUUCUGGAACGUGAUGGGAGCUAGGACUGUCUCCGUGUCUGGACAACAGCUGUUCAUGGUGGACUCCUUCCGAGAUACUGGCCGACCCUUGCUCAGCAUCCUGGCAGACCCUGAUAGCAUUUUUAUCAAGGGUUUGAAGCGAUUCCAGACCCGAAGUGCUUAUGCCAACAUAGUGAACGACCGCACAACCGCGUUUUACACAACUGCGCUUUCAAAAGUCGACCCUUUCCGAGACUUGGACAAGAUCAACAUCAACUACGUCGAUGGCUAUGAACAAGUGAUCAUCGAUCCACAUGUCUACCUGCUGCCUUCUACAACAGCUGAGGCAGAGUCGGCAGCUUUGAACGCAUGCGAAAAGCACAAAGCAUUUGCCAAGGAUGCGCCUUUCUGGAUGCUCAUACUCCUUCUCAUCGGUCCCGUUUCAACAUUGUUUCUUAUCAACUCCGCCAUACAGACCUUCCGUAGUCAGCGGAGGAUCAAACUCCACGGUGAAGGCAAAAAUGGACUUCGCUUUGGAAGAUACAAGGUACCUUUUCUCAUAAGAGAUGCCCAAUAUGCUCUUGAGGAAGCAUUCGAGAAGGUCAAUAAUCGACAGGAGCCAGCCUAUCUUUCUAGCUCUGACGCCGAACAGUCUGACGCAUCUACAGCGGAGUUUUCAAAGUCUUCCAGUCCAAGCAAGCCCGACAAGGGCACACAGUCCUCCGAGACUUUCCAUGCUGCCAACUCAACGCAAAAUCAUCCAAAACUGGCAUUGACGCCUGAUCAGUUUGCUAUCAUUGAUUCACUCAACGAUGUGGGCUUUACGAAAUAUCCCGUUCAUAUCCACAACCAUCGGCACAGUCACGCUGCUAUUAUUGUUCGCUCUCCAAAAGAUGGGUUUUACGAGGGCAAAAUCGUUAUAAAGCAUUGGCUGGACCAGGAAUUUGUGAUUUGA